Molecule: messenger RNA, 1191 nt
Organism: Closterium sp. Naga37s-1
Lineage: Eukaryota; Viridiplantae; Streptophyta; Zygnematophyceae; Desmidiales; Closteriaceae
Source: the annotation of a GenBank genome assembly
AUGGAUAUCACCACUGCAUUUCUCAAUGGAAUACUGCUGGAGGAUAUCUACAUGGCGCAGCCCGACGGCUAUGAGGAUGGGACCAGCCGGGUGUGCAAGCUCAAGAAGGCUAUCUAUGGCCUUAAGCAAGCGCCCAGGUGCUGGUACGAGAAGCUGGAGGAGGUGCUGCUGAGUGGAGGCUUCAAGACGUCCCAAGCGGAUCACAGCUUGUUUCUGCUUGGAGAGGGGGAGCAGCUGCUCUUGCUGCUGGUGUAUGUCGACGACAUACUGUUGUUCUCACCUUCCAUGGAGCAGAUUGAGAGGACACAGAAGCUGCUGAUGGACAACUUAAAGUGCAAGAUGCUGGGGGAUGUCCACUACUACUUGGGGCUGCAGAUUGAGAGGGAUGUCGAGAGGAGGUGGCUGAAGGUGCAUCAGUCACACUACAUCUCUGGUGUCAUGGAGCGCUAUGGUGUGACUGGGGGUCGCACUGUGAUGACACCGUUCCCUGCAGGCUUCAAGCUGAAGAAGGCAGCUGAGGAGGAUGAUGUGCUUGAGGAUGAGCAGCGGAAGGAGUACCAGUCACUCAUUGGGAGUGUGAUGUAUGCAGCUGUGCAUACGCGACCUGAUGCUUCAUUCAGAGUGGGGCAGCUGGCCAGAGUUGUGCAGCGGCCCACUGAGGAGCAGUUGGAGGUGGCAAAGCGCUUGAUUGGAGCAGAUGGGGUCACGCCUGGAACCUUGAAGCUGUCGUGCUUCACCGACGCUACAUGGGCCUCAGAGGAUGAGGAUCAGUCAUCAGUUGACGGCUUUGUGUGCAUGGUCGGAGGUGGACCAGUGAGCUGGAGGUCCAAGAAGCAGAGUGAGAUUGCUCAGUCUUCCGGAGAGGCAGAGUACAUGGCGAUGUACCAUGCCAUCAAGGAGAUCGUGCUCCUGAGGAAGCUGCUAAAGGACAUGGGAGCUGAACAGGAGGGACCUACACCACUUUUCUCCGACAGCGAGGCUGCUAUUGGCAUGGCCAAUAAUCCUAUCCUGAAUGGGCUGAACAAGCACAUGAAGAUUAAGUGGCACUGGGUGAGGCAGAUGGUGAAGGAGGGUAUUGUUGAGCUUCACCAUGUGAAGGCUAGCAAGCAGGCGGCAGAUUUUCUCACCAAGAGACUUCUCGAGAGCGCACAUUGGAAGUGUGCUAAGAUUUGUGGCAUGGCAUUGCACUAG